UGCUUUAAUCUCAGGCCCGUGUCACAAUACAAACAAAUCACUUUGUGCACGGCGCUCCUCAGAUUGUCCUAAUUAAGAGCUGUCUAAUUAAAUUACAGACUUGAGUUAACCAAUGGCAGCACUUGUUUCAUUAGCAACGCGCGCAGAGUGAUGGAGAGAAAAUCCACCCUGAUUGCAGGAUGGUGUCAAUUGGCUAAUUUACCGCCUUCCUUGCUUCAAGUCAUCUCAAAGGCGCACUUGGUGGUGUUAGACUGGGGGAAGAGGCGUGUGCAGAAGCUGGUGAUAUAGGUUGAGGUAAUAGUUGCUUCCUAUUGAGCUAUGCAGGUCGAGAAUUGCAUCUCGCUGCCGAGUGAACUCUCAAAGAAAUUUAUGAAUGUGGGCAGUGGCUUUGCGAGCUCCAAUGGAUCCGAGGAGCUCUCGUUGCAGGACCAUCCUAUUAUAUCCGCAAGUGACAACCUGGAGAGAAGUUCACCUCUGAAAAAAAACUCCAGGGAGAUGACGAAUCAGUCAGAGGCAGACAAUUUUCCCGACUCCAAGGACGCAUCAGGGGACGUCCAGAGGGGCAAACUCUCUCCUGAUCUUCACGGAGUCUCUGACAUCCGUCAUAAUUUCGAUGGAUCUGCAGGAGAAAGGUGCAUCUUUUCUCCGUCUUCUCAGCCGCAGUCCGUUUCAGCAGCAGCUCCCAGUGCGAUGUUCCCUUACCCGAGCCAGCAUGGACCCGCGCACCCGGCGUUUUCCAUCGGAAGUCCCAGCCGGUACAUGGCCCAUCACCCGGUCAUAACUAAUGGAGCAUACAACAGCCUUUUAACCAACACUUCUCCUCAAGCCUACCCGGCAGCAGGUUACCCUUACGCGCAACAAUAUGGACACGCAUACCAAGGAGGGGCUUUUUACCAGUUCUCCUCGGCGCAAGCGGGACUGGUUCCGGGGAAGGCGCAGGUGUAUUUGUGCAACAGGGCCCUGUGGUUGAAGUUCCACAGGCACCAAACUGAGAUGAUCAUCACAAAACAAGGACGACGAAUGUUUCCAUUUUUAAGCUUCAACAUUUCUGGCCUCGACCCAACCGCUCACUACAAUAUAUUUGUGGAUGUAAUCCUCGCUGAUCCAAAUCACUGGAGGUUUCAAGGCGGAAAGUGGGUGCCAUGUGGAAAAGCGGACACGAACGUGAUAGGUAAUAGAGUUUACAUGCACCCCGACUCACCCAACACCGGUGCGCACUGGAUGCGUCAAGAAAUCUCCUUUGGAAAAUUAAAGCUCACCAACAACAAAGGCGCUUCCAACAACACAGGACAGAUGGUGGUCCUCCAGUCCCUCCACAAGUACCAGCCCAGGCUCCAUGUGGUGGAAGUAAACGAGGAUGGGACGGAGGACACCAGCCAACCAGGAAGAGUCCAGACGUUCACCUUCACAGAGACGCAGUUCAUCGCUGUUACCGCGUACCAGAACACUGAUAUCACGCAGCUGAAAAUCGAUCACAACCCGUUUGCAAAAGGAUUUCGGGACAAUUACGACACUGUCUACACAGGCUGCGACAUUGACCGCCUAACUCCAUCACCGGGUGACUCUCCGCGUUCACAGAUCGUGCCGGGUGCGAGAUAUGCCAUGCCUAGCUCCUUCCUGCAGGACCAAUUUGUCAGCACUUAUGCCAAAUCUCGCUUUCACCCUGGCGUGGGGACUGGUCCUGGCACGGAGCGCAGCGUCCCACUCGGCAACAGCUUGCUAUCCCCGCAGCAAACCGAGGAGCCCACUGUUGCCACCCCCCCGCAGCGAUGGUUUGUCACCCCUGCCAACAACCGACUGGACUUUGCAGCCUCGGCAUACGACGCUGCGGAUUUCGCCGGUAACGCGGCCACCUUGCUGUCCUACGCAGCGGCCGGAGUGAAGGCUCUUCCCCUGUCGACAGCGGGCUGCUCCAACCGGCCUCUUGGCUAUUACGCAGACCCGUCUGGCUGGGGAGGACGCACGCCGCCGCAGUACUGUGGCGUAAACAGCAAACCCAGCUCGGUCUUUUCCUGCUGGCCCGCCAACUCCCUCGGUGGCAGAGCCGCCACCAACUACCUGUCGGAGGAGGGGGACUCCAUCGCCACGGAAAGGUCACCGAUCGGUGGCUCGGAAGAGACCAAACCCAAAGACAUCACCUCAGAGUCCAGCUGGAUAGAGACGCCGUCGUCGAUCAAGUCAAUCGAUUCGAGCGACUCUGGGAUCUUUGAACAGGCAAAACGGAGAAGAAUCUCACCGUCUGCCACGCCGGUUUCAGAGUCCGUGUCCCCGUUAAAAACGGAGCUGUUGGCACCGAGAGAGUGCGAGAAAAACUGCACGAAGGACAUUGGUUAUUACAGCUUCUACUCCCACAGUUAGAGAACAAACCCCUCUAUCUAUCUAUCUAUCUAUCUAUCUAUCUAUCUAUCUAUCUAUCUAUCUAUCUAUCUAUCUAUCUAUCUAUCUAUCUAUCUAUCUAUCUAUCUAUCUAUCUAUCUAUCUAUCUAUCUAUCUAUCUAUCUAUCUAUCUAUCUAUCUAUCUAUCUAUCAUCAAUCUAUCUGGACAGUCACAUCCUUGAAGGCCAAACUGUAAAAUCUCUCCUCACCGCUGAACCACUGUAAUUAUUAACAUAUUGUAAAUAUUUCCGGACACGUGAUGGUGAUUAAAUGUACAAAAAUAGGUUUAAAAACGGGGCCACCCAAUUUUCUUCUGUUCAGUAGCCUCAUCUGUUGGUAACUUCAUUUGGGAUUCUGUACAUGACAAGGACUUGUGUAGCAAAAACAAUAAUGAUGAUGAUAAUAAUAAUAAUAAUAAUAACAACAACAAUAAUACUAUUACUACUACUAAUGAUAAUAAUAUGAAUCUCUGUCAGUGAAAAAAAUAUGUAUUUUGUACUUUAUCAAAUCUUUAGGCUACUAAAAGUUUAAAAGCAAAAAAUGUGUCGUAAAAAGUUAUAAAUGUCGUAGAUUUAGGAGCUUUUCUUUUAUUUCUUUUGAGUUUUUUUAAUAGUGUCUUGUGAAAAUCUUUGUAUUUGCUGUAAUGUGACUGAAACAUAAUAAAUAAUGCUGUCAUGA
Nothobranchius furzeri (turquoise killifish) is the source of this 3054-nucleotide messenger RNA. RefSeq names its product T-box brain transcription factor 1b (gene tbr1b). Gene Ontology annotation, biological process: regulation of neuron projection development; commitment of neuronal cell to specific neuron type in forebrain; positive regulation of DNA-templated transcription. Lineage: Eukaryota; Metazoa; Chordata; Actinopteri; Cyprinodontiformes; Nothobranchiidae. The record is from RefSeq and is a predicted model, not a curated record. Gene Ontology annotation, molecular function: DNA-binding transcription factor activity, RNA polymerase II-specific; RNA polymerase II cis-regulatory region sequence-specific DNA binding. Gene Ontology annotation, cellular component: nucleus.